This is a messenger RNA of Epithele typhae, 1812 nucleotides long. RefSeq lists its product as uncharacterized. The transcript has 10 exons. The record is from RefSeq and is a predicted model, not a curated record. Lineage: Eukaryota; Fungi; Basidiomycota; Agaricomycetes; Polyporales; Epitheliaceae. Bases 1 to 1812 code for a protein of 603 amino acids.
AUGGGAGAUGCAGGGGGGACGCAGGGGACGCAGGGGACAAGGAUGAGGUGGGCGAUGCGGGGGCGAGACGUGGGCAACGCGGACGAGAUUGGUGAGGUGGGCGACACCGGGCAGACUGGGGACAGGGCUUCAGGUCCAGGCGAGGUGGGUAAUGCGGCGAGGGCGACGCGGACGGGGCGGGGGCAAGGCGAGGGCUUGACGGAGGAUGACGACGUGGGGGCGGGCCGCGCAGACGAGGGUGACGCAGUGGGCAGGGACGCGGCGGAGGUGGGGGAGGGCAACACGGGCAGAGGAGGGCGAGGUGACGCGGGCGAGGUGGUGGGUAACACGGGCGCAGGCGAGAUGAAGAGGGCGAUGGCGAGGGUCGUCUGGGGAGCGGGCCGGCAGGGGUUGCAAGCGCAGGGGAGGGGGACGGCCCUGGACACGACACGGGGGGCAGAGGGGGCAGGGGAGAGUACUCACCGCGGGAGAUUGGGGUCGCGGGGGCUCACCGCAACCCCACAGAAUGGCCGCGCCCGCGAGCACGAUGACGCCGCAUGGACGGGAGAGAGGGCGACGCGGGGCACGUGGGGGACGUGGGCAAUGCGGGCGAGGGCGAGGGCGACGCGGGAGGUGCGGGAGACGUGUGGCGCUGAGGCCGACACGGAGGUGGUAGUGGGCGACAGGGCGAGGGCGAGGGGUAAAGCCGGGGGAUGGCAAGGCAGCGAGGCGGAGAGUGUGAGGUGGACGAGUGCGAUGAGAACAAGGGAAACGGGGACUAGCGUGAGCGCGAGCGCGAGACAGGCAAGGACGCGCGGGGAGCAGAGGGGGUGGGACUCACCGGAGAAGAUCGGGGCCACAGGAGCUCACCGCGACCCCAUCGCUCAACUCAUGGGCUUAAGAAUGGCCGCGCGCGCUCACGCGAUGACGCAGUGCGGAGGGAGGGUGGAAGGUAAGCGGAGGAGGAGUGAGGAGGAGGAGGGACAAUGGCGAGCGAGUGACGCGCGAGACGCCGCGUUCGAUUCCGAACACUGCCCGAUCGGGACGGAUUCCCGCAUGCAGACGCCAGAUGCCGGCGCCAAAAGCGCUCGAAACAUUGUAUCGUUAGAGAGCUGCUUCAAAAGGCUUGUAGAUUACCUACAAUUUGUAAGCUGCCAUAUUUUGGCCCUCUUGAUCUGGAGCCGCUGGGAGCCAGAGCCGGAAAGAGCCGGAGCCGCCCGGCUCAUGAUCCCUGGCUCACGGCUCCGGAUAAUCACAGCUCUACCCGCAAAGUCCCCUCCCCUCUCUACAAGUCCCCGCCCGGCAAGCCCUGAGCUAGGCCGAGCCCGCGUCUGUCUGCUCCCAUCAUCACGUGUGUCCCCCGCUGCCCUGACAUCUCCGAGCGCCGCGCUCCCGCCGGCGCCUUCCCCGCCUGUGCCUGUGCUCGCUGUGCCCGACACUACACUUGCCUGGAGCUUGGCCAGCCAAGUGAAUGGGUCUAGAAUGGCAGGUUACGCAAAGGGCAACGCAUUUUGGGGGGUGCGCAUUUUGAAUACAAGUGGAUUACAAAAAGAACGGAGGGAAACGGAGGGGAGGGGGAGGCAGGGCGCAGGGACAGCGAGCUCACUGUCGGGCACAGCGAGCACAGGCACAGGCGGGGAAGGCGCCGGCGGGAGCGCGGCGCUCGGAGAUGUCAGGGCAGCGGGGGACACACGUGAUGAUGGGAGCAGACAGACGCGGGCUCGGCCUAGCUCAGGGCUUGCCGGGCGGGGACUUGUAGAGAGGGGAGGGGACCUGUGUAUAUGGGGGAAGCGGGCUGUUUCCUUGCAAGGGAAUUGGCCGCAAUAUUCGUAG